Molecule: messenger RNA, 1355 nt
Organism: Rana temporaria (common frog)
Lineage: Eukaryota; Metazoa; Chordata; Amphibia; Anura; Ranidae
Product: metal tolerance protein 12-like
Exons: 3
Coding region: 178-1185 (335 amino acids)
Biological process (GO): intracellular zinc ion homeostasis; zinc ion transmembrane transport; detoxification of zinc ion
Cellular component (GO): membrane
Molecular function (GO): zinc ion transmembrane transporter activity
Source: RefSeq, a predicted model, not a curated record
GCUGGGUCCAUAGUACUACUAUCCUGGGCAGCUCCUUAGAUAUUCUCCUCUAUCAUAAUUGUACAUAAAGAGCCUUUGUUUUGGUCAAGUAUCAGCUGAGUUGGUGCAAGAAGGGAGCUGAUGCCUGGGGUGGGGAGUGAGGGCAUGGAGGGGUGCUUGUGAUCAUCUGAUGGAGGAAUGGACGCAUGCUGUGCUGAAUCUGGGAGGAGAGGCUGCAGAAGUCAAGUUGGCAUAAUGGUGUCUCAUAUUCUACUCAUUGUUGUUGCUUUUGCUGUAUUUCUAACCCAGAUUGUACUAAGUAGACUGUCAGAUUCUCUGCUUACACUUGCAGACUCGGCACAUACGCUUUCUCUUAUAGUUGCUCUGUGUCCAACCAUCAUCCUUUCUCACUCGUCGUCCUUGUCUUCCCAUGCUCAGGCCCGUCUUCCCACACUCUUCUCCUUCCUGUCCCCUCUCCUGCUCUCCUCCCUGUGUCUGGCUCUCACUUUAGGCUCCCUGGGACAUCUGGUACAUCCUCAUCACUCUCAUCAGCCAACUCUCAUCUUUGUGGCUGGGGUGCUGGGUCUGCUCUUCAACGUGACCUAUCUGGCAGUAACAGGAGCCCUGCAAGGUCUGUGUCUAUCAACAUUACUUCAUCAACAACAACCAAGAUGGCGUCAAGUGCUGUGCCUGUUGUGUUCUCUGGCUCCUUCUUCCCUCCUCCUGGCCAGCAGUUUGCUUCUUCACCUGUUCACUCACCCCACCGUACACUACUUGGAUCCGGCUCUCUCCUUGGCUUCCAUAGCAAUAAUGGUGGCUUCGGUUUACCCAGACAUAGUUCAUAAUGGCCGUGUCCUCCUCCAAGCCAUUCCUGCCUCUGCGAAUAUACAAAGCCUUAAGAUGGAUUUAGAUGCCCUCUGUGGCCAUAACGGACAUCAUGAACUUCAUAUGUGGGCCCUUUCUGGUGACCAUGGGGUGGCUUCCCUCCAUGUUCAUUGUCUUGAAAUGGAGGCUUACAAGACUAUUUUAAGUCAAGCCAGAGUUCUGUUCAAGCGCCAUGGCAUAAGAGAGCUGACGGUACAACCAGAAUUUGGAGUUCCAGGCACAUGUUCCUUGGCAUGUGAACCAGUCUGUGCCCGUUACUCCUGUUGUGACCCUACCCCUUCUACGAGCAAUGAUUUGGUCCUGGCCAAUGUGUGCACAUGAGAUUUCAGUAAGACGCCACAUCAGUCAACCCAGUUCACCAAUAAGGCACUAGAGAACUAAUGGAAUUUGGAAAAUGGAGUCACUGUACAUAUAGUAUUAACAGGUGGAAGUAGAGACUUUAUGGACAACCAAUUACAAAUCCUAUAAAAUGUACCUGUAGUCUAUGCACA